Molecule: messenger RNA, 1068 nt
Organism: Arthroderma uncinatum
Lineage: Eukaryota; Fungi; Ascomycota; Eurotiomycetes; Onygenales; Arthrodermataceae
Exons: 2
Coding region: 1-1068 (355 amino acids)
Biological process (GO): peptidyl-lysine dimethylation
Molecular function (GO): protein-lysine N-methyltransferase activity
Source: RefSeq, a predicted model, not a curated record
AUGUUCCACACUCGCUUCAGGACAGACGGCGCAGAGGGAGAGGUAGAAGACCGUCUCGCCAGCUUCCUGCCCAUCCUCUACCCCGAAUCAGCGCCGUCCUGCGUCGGACAGCCGGGCCAGCGUCUCGUCUACUCGUCCUCGCUCUUCGGAGACCUCGCCCUGGCCAUACCAGACUACUCCAACGACCAGGAGGAGCGAGAGCCGGAGGGAGAGGGAGACGGCAGACCGUCAGAGGCAGACGUCGAGAAGGCCCGCAGGCUGUUUGCUCACUAUCUAUGGGGGUCUGCCUUGCUGGUGACGGACGGGAUCGAGAGAGCUGCCCGGCGUGAGCGAGAGAACGCUGUAUCUUCAUCUAUAUCAGAAUCGACAUCAGAAUCGACAUCGACGCCGCAGGGGAAUGCGGAUGAUCUGCAGUGGAGCGUGAAGGGACAUCGCAUCCUUGAAGUCGGCGCAGGCGUCGCCCUUCCCUCCAUCACCAGCGCCCUCGCCGGUGCGGAAUCAGUCGUCGUCUCAGAUCAUCCGUCUGCGCCUGGUCUGUUUGGGCCGAUACAGUCGAAUAUCCGGAAUAACCUGCCCCAGCAUCUCGUCGAACGGGUGGCCAUUCAGCCGUAUCAAUGGGGGGUGUUCGACGAGACCACAAUCAAGGCUGAUGGCGAUGAGCUGGAGUCGAGACAUGUAUCGAAGAUGGCUCACUUUGCUGCUGCCAACAAGGGCCGGUUCAGUCGUGUCAUCUGCGCUGACUGUCUGUGGAUGCCCGCUCAGCAUGAAAACCUCAUUCAGACGCUGCUGUGGUUCUUGACUCCCUCUGAAUCGUCGUCGUCGUCAUCGUCCUCGUCAUCCUCGGGCAUGGCGUGGGUGGUGGCUGGCCUGCACACCGGUCGAGAGAUCGUAGCCAACUUCUUCCGAAAGGCAGUAGCCGCUGGACUGGUCAUUGACAAGAUAUGGGAGCGAGAUAUGAAUGCGACUGAGGAGAUGGAUCAAGCGCGAGAGUGGGGGCCUGUCCGAGAAGACGAGGGGCCAGAGAAUAGAGCUCGAUGGUGCGUCGUUGCCAUGCUGAGGCAGCCGUAG